ACACAAUAAAUCGAAUGUUCAACAAGUCAGUUGGAAUUGAGUUCUACAUCAGUGCAUUUCUAACAUUUAUACGAAAGCGUGUGCAACAAUCCAAAAACCCAAGAAUAAUGACAGACAGUAAGAAUAACCUGUUGUUACUAUUCCAAAAGCCAAGGGAACCUAUAUUCACUCCCAGAAAUGGCGGUCAAACUGUGUUUGAUCUUCCUGACAACUUCUUCACCGAUCGAUAUCGUGUAAUUGGAACCGACAUCACAACACGAUUCGGUGAAAAUGUUACCAACAAAGUUGCACUUGCACCACUCACUACCACCCCCAAUUUGGAUUUUGCUGCAAACCUAAAUCGAACCGGCGGAUUCUCGUUAUUUAACCAGGUUCAUAAGGGUAUGGCUGGACAGUUGACGAAAUUAUUUAUGGACCAACCAGAUGUAUCAUCGUUGCUAUCGACCGCUGCCUACAUUAAGGAUCGGGUAAAUUUAUACAUGUUCCAGUACGCUCUAUCCGUGGCGAUGCAGCACCGUGAUGAUACGAAGGACAUUAUGUUACCUUCCGUUGUGAAUAUGUUUCCGGAUCAGUUUAUCGAUCCGUCAGUUUUUCCGGCCGCACGAGAGGAAGCCUCAAUUGUAGCACAGGGAAAUCGCCAGUUUAUCAAAAUUCCGAUGGAAUUUACUUCGAAUGAAAAAGAAAUUGAACAGCGCAUGGCUUACUUCCGUGAAGAUAUCGGAGUAAACAUGCAUCACUGGCAUUGGCAUCUUGUUUAUCCUGGAGAGGGACCUGCCAAUGUCGUUAAUAAAGAUAGGCGAGGAGAACUUUUCUACUACAUGCACAAUCAAGUUGUCAUCCGCUAUAACGUUGACAGAAUGUGUAAUGGAUUGGAGCGUGUAAGACCGUUGAACAACAUACGGUCUAUUAUUCCCGAGGCGUAUUUCCCAAAAAUCGUUCGCAGUUCGAACAAUCGAUCGUAUCCAGCACGUGCGGAAAAUUCAGUGUUGCAAGACGUUAAUCGAACCGAAACUGUUGUAUCGUUGGCCGAUAUCGAGAGAUGGAGAGAUCGUAUCUUUCAAGCUAUCGAUCAAGGAUUCAUGAUUGGUGCCAAUGGUCAACAAAUAUCAUUGAGAGGACCAUUGGGAAUCGAUAUAUUAGGGAAUGCUAUCGAAUCCAGUGCUCUCUCACCCAACAAAACGCUCUACGGCAAUAUUCAUAACGAAGGUCACAACAUUAUAGCCUUCGUUCAUGAUCCGGAACAGAAAUAUUUGGAGGACUUUGGUGUUAUGGGAGAUGUUACAACUGCUAUGAGAGAUCCGAUAUUUUACAGAUGGCAUAGCUUCAUCGACUCAGUGUUCCAAAGACACAAACGACUUCAACCAAUGUAUGUCGCUAACACGGAAAUCGCCUACAGUGGAAUUGUUGUAAAUUCAGUGGGAGUUCGAAUCACUAGAGGCAAAAAUGCUGCACCCAACUUGUUGUUAACGUUCUGGCAAACGUCUGAUGUGGAUCUGAGUACUGGUCUGGAUUUCGGACCAGAAGGCAAUGUUUACGCCGAGUUUACUCACUUGCAGAACGCACCGUUUGAAUACACUAUUAAUGUCGACAACAUCAGCAGCGCUCAAAGGAUUGGCACAUGUCGUAUAUUCAUGUGUCCUAAAUUCGAUGAGAGGGGACUACCUUUCAUUCGAUUCGAAGAUCAACGAUCUUUGAUGAUAGAAAUGGACAAGUUUACGGUUUAUUUGAAUCCAGGAAAAAACAUCAUAAGACGCCGAUCUGACGAGUCCAGUGUGACCAUUCCGUACGAACGGACUUUCCGUAAUAUUGGCAGUCAACCUACAGAUCCAGCCGCACGAGCUCAAUUCCAAUUUUGUGGAUGUGGGUGGCCCCAACACAUGAUUUUACCUAAGGGUACAACGAAUGGAUCGUUGUACAGCAUUUUUGUAAUGAUUUCAAACUAUGAGCUCGAUCGUGUCGUACAACCACACUUGAAGAAUCCAUGCGACGAUGCCGCGUCGUUCUGUGGAUUGAAGGACCAACUUUAUCCCGAUAGGAGAUCCAUGGGAUAUCCAUUUGAUCGUCCAGCUAGGGUGGCUACAUUGUUGGAUUUCAAAAAUUUGGGAACAAAUAUGGCAAUCGGAGAAUGUGAAAUUCGAUUUACUAAUUCCAUAAUCAAACGUUCGUAAAUGCUAGACAAAAAUUCUUCACUUUUACUAGGACUUGUAUCACGGCCAUAGUUUUAUUCAAUAAAUUUAGUAUAAUUUUUGCAUUAAACACUUUGAUAACUUGAUUUUUACACAUCGAAGCUGAUAUUAUACAGGCCAUCGUUCACUUUAUUUCAGUUGAAACUUGCGUCACAUUCUCAAGAGUUUGGUUUCAAUAUCGAAUUCACCAAGAAAGGGUUUCAAAGUGAAUAUUAUGCAGUGGAGGUAGACCUUAUUAUUCAAAUUUUUUAAUAGAAAAAUAAUAUUUUCGCUGACCUUAGAGGAAUAGAGAGGAAAUAAAAGGUGUUUGUAAUUGGAUCAAUGGGAUUGUGUUGGUUAAAGUAAUCA
This is a messenger RNA of Bradysia coprophila, 2534 nucleotides long. RefSeq names its product phenoloxidase 2-like. Lineage: Eukaryota; Metazoa; Arthropoda; Insecta; Diptera; Sciaridae. Gene Ontology annotation, molecular function: oxidoreductase activity. The record is from RefSeq and is a predicted model, not a curated record.